GUUCAUGAAUCUCCCGUUAGUGUCACACGGAACGGAACGCGUCCGCGCGCUGACGAGCUGCUUUUUUUCCGGAGUGGCUUCGACCCGAGAGAUGCUUUCAUUAACACGCCUUUGAGUCCAAUCAGCACCGAUCCGCCGCCGGACGGGAGUCAGAACCCCGGCGCUGUGCAGGAGGCGGUACCGGGAGUGAAGCCUCGCUUUCUGUCCAUGGCACUUCACCGGAAAGCAGGAGGUUUCCCGGAGCGGCUGAGCCGUUAAAGCGAAACCGAUGCUCGGCGAGCGGAGGGACUCUGGCGGUAACGGAGCUGCGCGCGCUCUCGGCGCUCUCAUGCCUGUUCGUUUGAUCUGAUCUGGUUUCCGAGUGCAUUAGACAUGGGCUUCCUCCAUCAGCUUCAUCUCCUCCUGUGGAAGAACGUCUCUUUAAAGCGCAGAGGGCCGUGGGUGCUGGCGUUUGAGAUCUUCAUCCCUCUGGUCCUUUUCUUCAUCUUGCUGGGUCUGAGGCAGAAAAAGCCAGCCAUCCCAGUGAAAGAAGCUUUCUACAGCGCUGCACCCCUGACCUCGGCGGGUAUCAUUCCCAUCAUGCAGUCCUUGUGUCCGGAUGGCCAGCGAGACGAGUUUGGCUUCCUGCAGUACAAAAACUCGACCGUGACUCAGUUGUUGGAGCGGAUUGGGGAGGUGGUGGAGCAGAAUCACUUGUUCACGUCAGACGGGCCAACUCUCGGGGAGGAGCUGGAGUCACUACAGCAGCACCUGGAGAGCCUCAGCUCAGCUCAGAGUCCCUUAGAGAACAGCUUCAACACUAGCCAUGGUUUCACUUUAGACAGCGUCAUAAAGAACCCGACUCACUUCCAGCAGUUCCUCAUCCGAAAUCUCUCUCUGUCCAAUGACACGGCCAGCCUGCUUCUCUCGUCCCCCGUCAACCUCAAACAGGUGUAUAACCUCAUUUUUGGCACCUAUCCCAAAGCCAGUGCAGGAAGUGGAGGUUGGCCUGGAGGUCACCGUAGUGCUCGCAGCCCUAGGGUCUUGGGGGAGCAGCUGCUGGGAAGCUGGAGGAGUCUGGAAGGGGGUUUACUGCACAAAGCGCUGAGAGACGCGACUAAAGCAGCUGAUCAGCACGCUCUUCUCCAGCUGCUCUCCCAGACCCUGGGUAUCGCUGGAGGAGGAAGGGAGGCAAACAGAUUUGAUCCACAGGGACUGCAGGAGAUGGAGGGCAUUCUGCUGACUGGUGGAGUACUGGAGGCACUUACAUGUGGGGAGGGCAGGGACAGUGAGCUUAACACAAUACUUUCAGUCCCUGAGAAGCAGCAGUCACUGUUACGAGCCUAUCAGACAGCUGUGUGUGGAGGAGAGGCGGGGCAGAAGGCGGAGCGUUUUGCAAAGAUCAGCCAAGAGCUGAAGGAUCAGAUUGACAUGCAGAGAAUCAUUGAGAAGUUAAAGUUGGAACAGACCAAUGCUUCAGCCCUGCCAUUUCAGUCCCACCUGGGUGCUUUGCUGAAGGACCUGGCUGAGGUAGAGAAGCUGCUCAAAGAUGUGGAUCUGCUGUCAGGCCUGGCCAAGUUGCUGCCUAAAGGAGCAUGUGCAGGACACCAGACCUCUUUUGCUGCUAAUAAUGCCACCUGGAGUGCCAACACCACCACCUGGAGUACCAACACCACAGAAAACCCUGCUGACGGAAAGGACACUCAGGCAGAUAAUCCUCACUCCCAGUUCUCUGCUUUUGUGCAGCUAUGGGCUGGACUUCAGCCCAUUCUGUGUGGAAAUAACAGGAUUAUUGAGCCAGAGGCUUUGAAGCAAGGCAAUAUGAGCUCGCUCGGCUUUACCAGCAAAGAGCAGCGGAAUUUAGGGCUCCUCGUCCACCUUAUGACUACAAAUCCUAAGAUCCUCUACUCACCCAUUGGCUCACAGGUGGAUAAGGUCAUUCAGAAGGCCAAUGAGACAUUUGCAUUUGUGGGCAACGUGACUCAUUAUGCGAAAGUAUGGCUCAACAUUUCAGCUGAGCUCAGACCUUUUCUGGAGGAGGGCAAACUGCACAAUCACCUGGCAUGGCUGCAACAGUUGACCUCUGACCUACAGAGGCACCCGGAGCUGCUAAACGCCUCAGACAGUGAGCUGUUAGAAAGCCUGAUGCAGGAGAAUUUCACCCUGCCGAACAUCAGCACACUGCUGGAGCAGCUCGACACCAUCGACAAUGCCGCCUGCGGCUGGAUCCAAUUCAUGUCAAAGGUGAGCGUGGAUAUAUUCAAAGGCUUCCCGGAUGAAGAAAGCAUCGUAAACUACACUCUGAACCAGGCCUACCAUGAUAAUGUCUCUGUAUUUGCCAGUGUUAUUUUCCAGACCAAUAAGGACGGCUCACUGCCUCCUCAUGUACAGUAUAAGAUCAGACAGAACUCCAGCUUCACUGAGAAAACUAAUGAGAUCCGGCGUGCUUACUGGCGCCCGGGACCCAACACCGGCGGCAAGUUCUACUUCCUCUACGGCUUUGUAUGGAUCCAAGAUAUGAUGGAAAGAGCAAUCAUUAACACGUUUGUUGGACAUGACGUUGUGGAGCCCGGAAAUUAUGUGCAGAUGUUCCCCUACCCCUGCUACACCAGAGACGAUUUCCUCUUCGUGAUUGAGCACAUGAUGCCUCUGUGCAUGGUCAUCUCCUGGGUUUAUUCAGUGGCCAUGAUGAUCCAACACAUCGUGGCCGAGAAGGAGCAUCGGCUCAAAGAGGUGAUGAAGAUGAUGGGCUUAAAUAAUGCUGUGCACUGGGUGGCCUGGUUCAUCACAGGCUUUGUGCAGCUCUCCAUCUCAGUGACAGCACUGACGGCCAUAUUAAAGUAUGGCCGAGUGCUCCUCCACAGCGACCCCUUCAUCAUCUGGCUCUUCCUUACUGUAUACGCCAUCGCCACCAUCAUGUUCUGUUUUCUAGUGUCAGUGAUCUACUCCAAAGCCAAACUGGCCUCAGCUUGUGGCGGGAUAAUCUAUUUCCUAAGUUAUGUUCCCUACAUGUAUGUGGCCAUCAGAGAAGAGGUGGCCCAUGACAAGAUCACGGCCUUUGAGAAGUGUAUUGCGUCUCUGAUGUCCACCACUGCUUUUGGCCUUGGCUCAAAGUACUUUGCUUUGUAUGAGGUGUCUGGUGUGGGCAUCCAGUGGCGCACCAUCAACCAGUCACCAGUAGAGGGCGAUGAUUUUAACCUCCUGUUGUCCAUUGUCAUGCUGAUCAUCGACGCCACUGUGUACGGUGUGCUCACCUGGUACAUAGAGGCCGUGCAUCCAGGAAUGUAUGGGCUGCCCCGCCCUUGGUACUUCCCCCUGCAGAAGUCCUAUUGGCUGGGCAGUGGACGAAUUGAGACCUGGGAGUGGCCAUGGGGCAGCAGUGCCAGGCUCAGCGUAAUGGAGGAAGAUCAGGCCUGUGCCAUGGAGCACAGACGCUCAGAGGAAACACGUGGAAUAGAAGAGGAACCCAGUCACUUACCUCUGGUGGUGUGCAUCGACAAGCUCACCAAAGUCUACAAGACGGGCAGCAAGCUGGCUCUCAACAAGCUGAGCUUAAAUCUGCAUGAAAACCAGGUUGUCUCCUUCCUGGGACACAAUGGAGCCGGCAAGACCACUACUAUGUCGAUCCUUACGGGACUCUUCCCCCCCACAUCGGGCUCGGCUACGAUAUACGGCCAUGACAUCCGCACAGAAAUGGAGCGCAUCCGGCAGAACCUGGGCAUGUGCCCCCAGCACAACGUCCUCUUCGACAAGCUGACUGUCGAGGAGCACCUGUGGUUCUACUCACGCCUGAAGGGAAUGGCUGAAGAGGACAUCCGAAAAGAGAUGGAUAAGAUGAUUGAGGAUCUGGAGUUGUCUAACAAACGCCACUGCCUGGUGCAGACGCUUUCAGGAGGCAUGAAGAGGAAACUGUCAGUCGCCAUAGCGUUCGUGGGCGGGUCUCGGGCUGUGAUUCUAGACGAGCCCACAGCUGGAGUGGACCCGUACGCCCGGCGUGCCAUAUGGGACCUCAUCCUCAAAUACAAACAAGGCCGGACCAUCCUCCUCUCCACGCACCACAUGGAUGAGGCUGACCUUCUAGGUGAUCGCAUCGCCAUCAUCUCCCACGGGAAGCUCAAGUGCUGUGGCUCACCUCUCUUCCUCAAGAGCACCUACGGAGAUGGAUAUAAGCUCACCCUCGUGAAGAAGCAAAGUGACUCCAAUCCUGCAGAUCAGUCGAGUAUGCCCCCGUCGUCGUCCCUGUCCCUGUGCUCAGAGACCAGAGUGACUCAGUUUAUCCGACAGUAUGUAGCCUCCUGCCUGCUCGUGUCCGACUCCAACACCGAGCUGUCCUACAUCCUGCCAUCUGAGGCUGUCAGGAAGGGCUGCUUCGAGAGGCUGUUUCAGGCUCUGGAGCAAAGUUUAGACAGUCUGGCUCUCACCAGCUUUGGAGUGAUGGACACCACGUUGGAAGAAGUCUUUCUAAAAGUGUCCGAGGAAGAUCUGUCACUUGAGAACAGUGACGCAGAUAUGAAGAGCUCCCCGGGAGGGGCGUCGGUGGGGAAGCCUUCUUCGCUUUUGGCAGCGCAGCAGUGCGAUGGAGCGUCGCUCGGUACCGUGACCCGGCCUGAAGUGGAGAUGUGCAACAUGGUGAUGAACUCAAGGCUGAGCUCCAGUCAGGCCUCGCUGCACUCAAAUUCCUCUGUGGGCUCAGUGAGAGGUGAUGAAGGAGGACCGUACUCUGACUUCUAUGGCGAAUACUACCCACUCUUUAAUAAUCCCCAGGAUCUGGACUCAGCCAGCCUGAGAGACGAGGAGGAUCCGAGCUCCUCUGAGCCGCAUGUGCUGGAGGGCCAGGGGAGCUUUAAGCUGGAGGGCUGGUGGCUGCGAUUUCGCCAAUUCCACGGCCUCAUUGUCAAGAGGUUCCACUGUGCCAAGAGGAACACCAAGGUCUUGUUCUCGCAGAUCCUACUGCCUGCCUUCUUCGUUUGUGUGGCGAUGACUGUCGCUCUCUCUGUGCCUGAGAUAGGUGAUCUGCCUCCCCUCAUCCUGUCACCGUCUCAGUAUCAUAACUACACCCAGCCCCGAGGAAACUUCAUCCCCUUCGCUAAUGAGGACCGGCUGCAGUACAGGAGCAAGCUGUCCCCGGACGCAGGCCCUCAAAAGAUUAUCAAUACAUUGCGUUUGCCGUCAGGUGUGGGUGCAACCUGUGUGCUCAAAACCCCCUUUAAUAGUACCCUGGACCAGCUGGCGCAGAGCCUCAACCCCUAUGCUAACAAUGCCAAAACACUGGCUGCACGCUACUUUGACCCCAUGUGCCUGGAUUCGUUCACCCAGGGUGUGCCUCUGUCUAACUUCGUCCCACCUCCACCCUCGCCUGCACCCUCUGAUUACCCAGAGCCACGCUUUGAUGAUGCUCUGUGGAACUACACGGCAGCUCCACCCACCACUGCCCACGAGAUGGUGACGUCUCCUCCUCCACUGCCAUUGUCUAUUCGCGAGCCGGUGCGCUGCAUCUGCUCCAUGCAGGGAACAGGCUUCUCGUGCCCCAGCGGCGUCGGCGGGCGACCGCCGCUCACAAAAGUGGUCACGGGAGACAUUCUGGUGGACAUCACAGGCCGCAAUGUAUCCGAGUACCUUCUCUACACUUCCGACCGCAUGAGACUGCACAGGUAUGGAGGCAUCACUGUUGGAAACAUCCAGAAAUCAGUCCCAGCGUCCUUUGGGAGAAAGAUGUCACUCAUGGCGCGUAAGAUAGCAGUGCGGCGAUCGGCUCAGGUACUUUACAACAAUAAAGGCUACCACAGCAUGCCUACAUACCUGAAUGUGCUGAACAAUGCCAUCCUGCGUGCUAACCUACCCCUUAGCAAGGGCAACCCUGCAGCUUACGGAAUCACAGUGACUAAUCACCCCAUGAACAGGACCAGUGCCAGUCUUUCUCUGGAUUACCUACUCCAGGGCACUGAUGUGGUCAUUGCCAUCUUCAUCAUCGUGGCCAUGUCGUUUGUCCCAGCCAGCUUUGUGGUCUUUCUGGUGGCUGAGAAGUCCACCAAGGCUAAGCACCUGCAGUUUGUGAGCGGCUGUGAUCCUGUCAUCUACUGGCUGGCCAACUACAUUUGGGAUAUGCUGAAUUACCUGGUCCCGGCUACAUGCUGCGUUCUCAUUCUGUUUGUUUUUGACCUGCCUGCGUAUACAUCUCCCAAAAACUUCCCAGCAGUGGUUGCGCUCUUCCUGCUCUAUGGCUGGUCCAUAACCCCCAUCAUGUAUCCAGCUUCUUUCUGGUUUGAGGUUCCCAGCACAGCCUAUGUUUUCCUCAUCGUUAUUAACCUCUUCAUAGGAAUCACAGCCACUGUGGCGACUUUCCUUCUCCAGCUGUUUGAACAUGACAAGGAUCUGAAGCUGGUGAACAGCUAUCUGAAGUCAUGCUUCCUCAUCUUUCCUAACUAUAACCUGGGUCAUGGGCUGAUGGAGAUGGCCUACAAUGAAUACAUUAAUGAGUACUAUGCCAAGAUAGGUCAGUUUGAUAAGGUGAAGUCUCCAUUUGAGUGGGACAUUGUGACGCGUGGACUGGUGGCCAUGACCAUCGAGGGAUUCGUCGGCUUUCUUAUCACCAUCCUGUGCCAGUACAACUUCCUCCGUAAACCUCAGAGAUUGCCUGUAAACAAUCAGCCAAUCGAAGAUGAUGAUGUUGAUGUAGCACGCGAGAGACGAAGAGUGCUUCGAGGAGAUGCUGUAAAUGAUAUGCUGAAGAUUGAAAAUCUCACGAAGGUGUAUAAGUCUCGUAAGAUGGGGCGCAUCUUGGCGGUGGACCGCUUGUGUCUGGGCGUCCGUCCGGGAGAGUGCUUUGGGCUGCUGGGAGUCAAUGGUGCAGGAAAGACGACCACUUUCAAAAUGUUGACUGGAGAUGUAAGCACAACAGGAGGAGAGGCGUUUAUCGAAGGACACAGCAUACUGAAGGAUCUUUUGCAUGUGCAGCAAAGUAUUGGUUACUGUCCUCAGUUUGAUGCUUUGUUCGAGGAUCUGACCGCACGAGAGCACCUGGAGCUCUAUACACGCCUCCGAGGAAUACCAUGGAAGGAUGAAGAGCGGGUGGUGCAGUGGGCUUUGGAGAAGCUCCAGCUCUCGAAGUAUGCGGACAAACCAGCUGGCACGUACAGCGGAGGAAACAAACGCAAGCUAUCCACAGCCAUCGCUCUCAUCGGAUACCCGUCCCUGAUCUUCCUGGAUGAACCCACCACCGGGAUGGACCCGAAAGCUCGCCGCUUCCUCUGGAACCUUAUCCUCGACAUCAUCAAGACGGGACGAUCGGUGGUGCUGACAUCACACAGUAUGGAGGAGUGUGAGGCAUUGUGUACUCGCCUGGGAAUCAUGGUUAAUGGAAGGUUCAAGUGUCUGGGCAGUAUUCAGCAUCUCAAGAACAGGUUUGGGGAUGGUUACAUGAUCACGGUGCGCACCAAGACGACUGCCAGCGUAAAGGAAGUGAUCCGCUUCUUUAACAGGAACUUCCCAGAGGCCAUCUUAAAGGAACGACACCACACUAAGAUCCAGUACCAGCUGAAGUCGGAGAACAUCUCUCUGGCUCAGGUGUUCAGUAAGAUGGAGCAGGUGGUGGAGGUGCUGAGUAUCGAGGAUUACUCCGUCAGCCAGACCACCCUGGAUAAUGUCUUUGUGAACUUUGCCAAAAAGCAAAGUGACAACCUGGAGCAGCAGGAGAUCUCGCCGAAGAAAAGCAGUCAGUCGCCCCUGCAGCGUCUGCUGAGGAUCCUGCUGCCCCGGACGGCCAACACCGAGCUGAGCGCUCUGGUCAGUGAAGAACCCGAGGAACUGGAGAGUGAUGAUGAUGAAGGACUCAUCAGCUUUGAGGAAGAGAGGGUGCAGUUGUCCUUUAACACCGAUACUCUUUGCUGAAACAGCGAACUCCGUCACAGAAACAUGAAAAACACAGCCUCAAGUAAAGACUUUCAUCUGACCAAGGGAAGAUUUUCCUAAUCUGCUUUCUCCGUGGGUCCAUCUGUCUGGCCUUAAGAAGAGACGACGUGUUGUUUAUGAGUGUGUGCUGUGCUAGUGGAGCGAGCGAGUGUCCAGACUGACUGAAGAAGGCUCCAGAGCCUCAGACGCGCUGCUGCGUUCGGGUGGGUUUGGAGAAACGGUGAAGGCGAAUAUCCCUCUUUUAGGACGGGAUCAAAAGAGCUUAUUCAACGGAUACAAGGUCAGAUUUUUUUUAACAAAGAAAUAAAAGGACUAAUAAAAAAAAAGGUUCAUGCUGUUCUGAGUUCUGAACUAGCGCUAUACCGCUGUUGAUGUCAUGAAAUAACAUAUCAUCCCUGAUAAAUGACCACCGUUUGGGGUUCCACCUUUGUAUCAUGUUGUUUUUAUGACUGAUGUUUGGUUUCAGCUGAAACGCUGAUAGAACUAUUGUUUUUGUUUUCUUUCUUUCUUUCUUUCUUUUUUUAUGUGAACCUGCCUUGAGAGCAUGCUAUAUAGUCAAGCCUGUGGUACGCCGUAUAUUUUAUUAUUAUUAUUAUUAUUGAUUGAUUGAUUGAUUGAUUGAUUGAACUGUUUUGAAGGCAUAUGUCAUGUAUUUGAAGUGCAGAUAAAGAUGCACCUUUACUGGAGACGUUUAUUGAAAAACCUGGUUCGAGGUCGGUAUCAAACUGGGCCGAACCGUCCCUCGUCCCUCCAUGACACGGGGGACGGUACGAACAAGGCGUCGAAUUUUCAGUGAAUGUAAAUGGCAUGAAGAUAUUUUUUGCACAGGUCGGUGCCUCAGUGAAGCGUCCUGAAUUUCCUAUUUUAUUUAAGGAUUAUACACUUUAGCUGUGUCCCAAAUCACUCACUCGUUCACUACUCCCUAUUCACUAUCUAGGGAAAUCUAUAUAGAGGACUAUACAGUGAGCUUAUAGGUAAAAUGAAAAAACACUUUCGGACACUACUCCGCCGCACCGUUAUUUAUGUCAUUACUGUCGCAAAAUUAAAGCUAGACGGCCUUUUGAUUUCAUAAAAUCGGUGAAAUUUAGUUCCCUCUGAAAUUUGGUCAUUGUGACAUAUGUUUAUUUCUGUAAUAUCUCACAAAAUAUCAGGCCAUUCUGUGGCUGGGAAGUUAUUUAAUUUGAGCGGAUUCCCGAGCAAAUAAUGUGCAUGAAAUCGCUCGCUUCACGCAGUCAAGCAGACAGAGGAAAUCCGUGUGUGUGCGCGUGCGCAGGUUUACCUUUGACCGUGCGCUGACAGUUCCAUCAUUCUGUCGCUAAACGAACAGCUGAUCACACCGAGGUGCUCGCUGAGCGCCGAUAUUUAUUAGUUUGGUCCUGCGUUUCCUUUCCUUCGUAUAUAACAUAACGUCUUUUCUUCUCGCUUUCCGUUACUGUAGUCGGUCUUUCACGCUUCAUUCGCACACUCACGUCCUCCAUUUUUCUCUCCUGUUUCAAAUUUGUAUCCCACAAUGUCUUGCGCGAACGGGGAAAACCCACCACGUGAUGCAUGACGUAGUAUCUUGAAUUGGGUCAUGGUGAAGCAGGAAAAAAUAGCGGAGAAUUUAGGGCCAUGUGGCUUUAAAUUCAUUAACUGUUCUAUUUAAAAAGAACUAAUAAAAUUGGAAGUCUGUGAUUCGAAUUCAGUAGCUUUCAGUCCACUAAACAAAAAUAACCAGGUGUUGGGGAAAAUUCUUUUUAUGACCUAGACUUGAAAACUCUGAAAGGCAGUCUAGCUUUAAAACGUGCCAGAUCAGUCGGCUGGUGGGUUUCAAAAUAAAAUACAUGCAUGUAUUUUUGUGAUAAAUCCAUAUUAUACUGAGCGUAUUUCCCACAUUAAUCAAUACAAAGUACUUUGUGUCUGCUGCAUCUUUCAGUUCUUUUAAAUCAAGGCUGAAUGCUUUCUUUCUUCUUUGCCGCUGCCUUUUAUUCAAUCAAAUUUGAGGCUUUUGAUUAAUUCCUCGCUCUGCACUCUAACUCUUAUUCUUGUAUUUUAUCCGUCUUAUUCUAUUUUAGCUCAUUUUUCUAGUCUCUUACUGUUUUUAAUUGGACUUGAAUGUUCGUUUAUAACGCGUUUCUUCCUCCGUCCGUCCGUUCACCCCAACACACUGCAAUAUUAUUGCCAUUUUCAUGCCACAACUUAUAAAUUUGUCUUGUGCCUGUUCUCAGAAGGAAAAACAAACUACUGCUAUAAUCGAUCUAAAAUACUUAACAGUUCUUAUGAAAUCAGCGCAACCGCAAUGCAUGAUGGGAUAUAUUGCUUGGUUAGUGAACAUCGGUUGUACGCUGCUUUUCACGAUGCAUUGUGGGAUGCUAGGAGUCCACUAUAUGUACCCUCCCUGUAUCCGAAAUCACUCACUACUCACUAUAUAGUGGACUAUAUACUGUAGUGAGUUCACCAUUUUGUAGUGCUGUCCGAAUGUAUAGUGAGAAUAAUUACACCCUACAUAGCGGACUCAUAGUAUCCUACAGUGCACUGUGAAAAGUAUUGUACAAAAAUACACGCAUGUGUUUAUUAUUUUGAAAACCCACCAGCCGACUGAUCCGGCAUGUUUGAAUUGCGCGACAGUAAUGACGUAAAUAACGGUGCGGCGGCGAAGUGUCCGAAAGCGUUUUUUUUUUCUCAUUUUACCAAUGAGCUCACUAUAUAGUCCUCUAUAUAGUAAUGGUGCGUUCAUGUGCUAUGGGAAUUAUGGUAAAUACCAAACGCCGACAUGGGAAGCACACAUGAACGCCCUCUCCUGUGGUAUUUUCCACUGGGCAACUCGUAGAAAAUUUUGAUACACGAGUUGCCGAGAUGAGAUGAACUUUAACCUUUUCAACAUGGCGGCAAGCGGUACAAGACGAGCUUAUGAACCAAGAAAGAAGUGGUUUUCACCUACGGAAAGCUGACUCUCACCUUUUAAACGAGUCAUCUCAUCUCAUUAUCUCUAGCCGCUUUAUCCUUCUACAGGGUCGCAGGAAAGCUGGAGCCUAUCCCAGCUGACUACGGGCGAAAGGCGGGGUACACCCUGGACAAGUCGCCAGGUCAUCACAGGGCUGACACACAGACACAGACAACCAUUCACACUCACAUUCACACCUAUGGUCAAUUUAGAGUCACCAGUUAACCUAACCUGCAUGUCUUUGGACUGUGGGGGAAACCGGAGCACCCGGAGGAAACCCACGCGGACACGGGGAGAACAUGCAAACUCCAUACAGAAAGGCCCUCGCCGGCCACGGGGCUCGAACCCAGUUCCUUCUUGCUGUGAGGCGACAGCGCUAACCACUACACCACCGUGCCGCCCUAAACGAGUCAUGUUAUGUAUAUUAUAUUAUUAUAAUACGUAUAUUAUAGCCUAAUACAAAAUAUUCUGUGGCUGUCCAAAGAAGGCCAACAAUGAUCUAGAUACUGGCUACUCUCAUUGUGGCUACAGCCAAAUUUCCAAAAACUGCGUGGCAUUCAAUGUGUUAAGAAAAUCUCUACUUGUCAUGAUCAGGAAAUAUUCAGCAUUAUUUACCUUUUGACUUUUGAUAACUCAUAUUCCUGCUGCAGCUGAUGAACAAGGCAAUCUAUAAUUGUUUUAGCCAAAUAACAGGCCUGAUUCUGAAUCUGGUCCACCAUCUUUAAUUUGUCAACAACAACAAAAGCAUGUGAACACAACACACUGGUAAAUACCACUUCCCAACUGGAAAAUAUCAUCUUCCCAUAGCACAUGAACGCAGCAUUAUUCCCUAGAUAGUGAGUAGGAAGCAGUGAAUGAGUGAGUGAUUUUAGACACAGCCAUUUGUAUAGUUUUCAUUUGAACGUCUCUUGCGUAAACGCAGGUUCCAACAGGUCGCGACAAAAAGACGUAAAGUUACGCUCUUCUCACUUUGAGGCGAUGUUUAGAAAGACACGUGUCUAAGAAUUUCUAUUCGUUAAUCGUUCAAUGUUUUGCAUUCACUGUGAAGCCAAAGGUGAACUUCCGAUUCACUCUUAUUCAAAAAUACAUUUCAGGAGACUUUUGUUGCAGAUUACUUGAUCUCACGACGUAUUUAUUUCUCCCGUAUUUCAUCCAUUUUGCCCUGUAUUGUGUGCUAAAGACGUGAGAAGAAAAAAAAAAAAAGACAUUGUGUUCCAGUAUUUUGAAAACUGGUCUCCUGAUGUGUGCAGGAUCGUCAUUCCUGGAAGCUGUACAGAACCGUUCGAGCUGUGCUGUAGUGUGUCGAGUGUUUAACUCUGUUCAGUGCUCUCGCUUUAGCAUAACGCUGGUCUGUGAAGAAAAACUCGUUUUUAAUACAAAUGUCCUCUAUUUUAAGCAGAAAUAACGACUGGAGGAAAGAAAUCUGAAAAGAAAGAAGGAAAAUCACUCGAUAUAUAUAUAUACACACACAUAAGGAUAGCCCCUGUGCAUCUUUGUGUUUUUAUUUUUCAUGUGAUAUGACCAAAGGGAAAAACGAAGCAUAUUUUUCAAUGUAUGAACUAAAUGUGAGUUAAGUGCAUCUUUGCUACAGUUGUUGUAAAUAAGAAUCACAUGUUCAAACCCGCUGAUUAAUCCGACUUACUAUUAAGACACCAGCAAACAAAGAGGGAUGUUUAACGUGUUCAGUGGUUUGGGUUCGGGUUUAGUUUUUACUCGGGAGCAAACACUUUCAAGCAUCAUUUAAUUAAGUGCAUAUUCAUGGCUAUGGUUCGUCAGUGGAGUUCUCCAUGCUGUUAAAACCUUGUUUGAUUACCAGUUCAGAGUGACUUGGAAAGGACUGGCUCGCCUUUUAAGCUUGUUUCUGAUGAUUAUGUUUCCAUUAUUCUUGUGAUGAGCUGUUCAGGUGUUUUUAAUAUGAACAGGAAAGAAGAAGAAGAAUAAAAAAGGAAAAAAAAAAGUGUGUUGAAUUGUGUUUUCUUUGUGUUAGAAAACAAGAGCGCUCGGAGAGCACAAUAUCCCCCGCUGGCAACUGUGCCAUAACUCUGGUAAAAUGCGACCGAAUUGAACAAAAUUACAAUAUGCGUAUUACCGACAUAUAACAAAGAAUCC
This is a messenger RNA of Neoarius graeffei (lesser salmon catfish), 12919 nucleotides long. It is a transcript of the gene abca2, whose product is annotated as ATP-binding cassette, sub-family A (ABC1), member 2. The record is from RefSeq and is a predicted model, not a curated record. Lineage: Eukaryota; Metazoa; Chordata; Actinopteri; Siluriformes; Ariidae. The transcript has 49 exons. The coding region runs from base 373 to 7866 and encodes 2497 amino acids. Gene Ontology annotation, molecular function: ATP hydrolysis activity; ABC-type transporter activity; ATP binding. Gene Ontology annotation, cellular component: membrane; intracellular membrane-bounded organelle. Gene Ontology annotation, biological process: transmembrane transport; lipid transport.